CUGAAGUUGUAACUUAUUAAUGAAGUUUAACUACUGGGAAGCUGUUAAAAACCUCACGCAAAAUCAAGGAAAAACCCAAAGUGAAAGAAAGCACAGAGGGGAACAGGACUCAUUCGAUCAGCUCAGGAUUGUAACUAUAACUGCAAGAGAGGCAUCUAAUAGCCUGAAAGGUAAUCACAAGACAGACAGCAAUAAUUGAGUAAGUUACUCAGUAACUGUUGAGAUGGAACCUCAGAAGAAAACCGUGGAUGAAGAAUUGAAAGAUUUAUUCCAUGCAUUUAAAGAUAAAGAAGCUAUGGAUAAACCCUGGGACUUCCGAAUGUGGGAUAUCGAACAGAAAUAUAUGUUCUUUGAGAAAAAUCAGCUGAUAGCAGCCCCGCUGUAUUCUACAUCAUCAGAACAGUUGAUGGCUGUGGUCCCCAACAACAACUUAGACAUCAAAAAACGACCCAUCUUUUUGGGACUCACUGAUAAACUCCUGACCUUGACCUGUCAGUUGUCAGUUAAUGAUGAACCUCAACUAGUGAUAUUGGAAGCCAACAUCAUGGAUCUUUACAGAAGUACGAAGGAAUUCAAGAAUUAUUCUUUCUACGCGGACAAUAAAGGCACUAAAAUGACUUGCUGCUUUAAAUCUGCAGCUUUCCCUGAUUGGUUUUUAUGUACCUCAAUUCAACCAAACAUGCCUCUUGGUCUUUGUAAAGCAGGAGAUUCUAAGAUCAUUUUGUUCAAUUUUGAAAAUGUUUCUUCCACUCCAAAGCUUUUGCAAUGAUAAAGUAAGUAAUAGUAAUGUUUUGAUUAAAAAUGGAAUAUCGAAUUGCGAGUAAAUUCUAGAUUGCCUCUUAGUAUUGUUUUAUUUCUGGCCUCCAAGGACUAUGGAAGACUAACAUGGCAAUGCUGAUGGAAGAGGUGGAGCCAUAGCUGAUUCCUUGCCUGUAACACAACCUGGAUGCAUUUAGUUUUGAUUCAGUAAGAACAGAAAUGAAAAUAAAAACCUGAA
Messenger RNA from Crotalus tigris (Tiger rattlesnake), 997 nucleotides. RefSeq names its product interleukin-36 receptor antagonist protein-like. The transcript has 5 exons. The coding region runs from base 224 to 769 and encodes 181 amino acids. Gene Ontology annotation, molecular function: cytokine activity; interleukin-1 receptor binding. Gene Ontology annotation, biological process: cellular response to lipopolysaccharide; cytokine-mediated signaling pathway; inflammatory response to antigenic stimulus. NCBI's taxonomy places the organism in Eukaryota, Metazoa, Chordata, Lepidosauria, Squamata, Viperidae. The record is from RefSeq and is a predicted model, not a curated record.